AUGAAGGUUGAUGUCAGCGAUGAUGAACUUAGAGCAUGUCACAAGGUCAUUAUUCCUGACUGUGACCUAUUUGAGUUUUGUCAAAGCUACCGAGAAGCAGUAGCAACCCCAUCAAUUCAGGAUGAAGGUCCUAGAAGCGUCUUGAAGCAAAUUGUUGGUAUGGAAGAAAUGAGGACUUUAGCAAUUGCCUUGGCAAGAGUAAUUGAAGCAAAACCUCACUCGGCUGAUGUGGAGAGACUGAUAUCAAAAUACAAUAUCCUGAAGUCACCAGCGAGAAGCAGACUUAACACAGAUACCCUUCACUACUACAUUUUCAUUGGAUUCAAUCUUCCACCGCUUGCGAGUUAUGAUGCCAGACCUGCUGUUCGAAUACUGUUUAACAGAUAA
Molecule: messenger RNA, 387 nt
Organism: Paramuricea clavata
Lineage: Eukaryota; Metazoa; Cnidaria; Anthozoa; Malacalcyonacea; Plexauridae
Source: the annotation of a GenBank genome assembly